GGGAUGUUCACCUAGGACAAAGUUGUAGAUUGAGGAACACAUCUUCUAAUGUACUGCUCCAGUACAUAUAAGAUCAUCUCCUCGUUCAGCUAGAGUGCAGUUACUUUGAAUUUUACGGCUAAACCCGUAUUGAAAAGUUAAACUUUUUUCUUGUGUUGGGCGCUGACGUGGCAUGCAUUCAACAAAGAAACGCCAUGAACACCAAAACGAUGCGUUUACCCCCACGUCGCAUUCUAAUGACGGAAAAACGCAAAGAAAAAGACGGCGUCAUCUCCUCCGUCGUGAAGUCGCCGGAAUCUGCCGUGACGAAGUUUUCUCCGCCGCCGAAUCUUGCUCCUCCAACGGUUAAUUCCAUUUCCAAGAAAGCUCUAACCGUAGCCGAGCCGGUCGCCUCGAACCAGCUAAUUUUAGCCGGUUACUUGAGUCAGGAGUUUCUCACCAACGGCACACUGUUCGGGGAGCAAUGGAAUCCAGCUCGAGCCCAAACCGGUCCACCCGAGCCAAAGAAGGUAAAGCCGAACCAUGCAGUUGAGCCGGUUGAGGAAAGUGAGCCGAAACGGAAGAGGUAUAUGGAAGUCGCUAAUCUUCUCAGGGCAGAUGGGACCCACAUGCCCGGCAUCGUCAAUCCUGCCCAGCUGGCCCGAUUCCUCAAACUGUGAGUGGCUUAAUCCGGUGUACACGUGGAGACAGAUAACUGGUCCGUCGCCCAGCAAGCAAGACAGCCCUAAAACCGGAACCCGCCGCUCCUCUCUCUCUCUCUCUUUUUUUUUGUGUUUUCAAAUGUUUCAAAAUCCUCUCGUAUGUAAAGCGCUGACUCUCGCUCUCUCUCUGCAUCGUCUUCUUCCUCGAAAUCGAUCGAGAAAGUUUAGGGUUUGUUGUGAGGUAGAUUUUUCAUGUUCUUGUACAUCAAAAAAAUAUCAAUCAGCGAAUCGAUC
Raphanus sativus (radish) is the source of this 935-nucleotide messenger RNA. RefSeq lists its product as uncharacterized. The transcript is spliced from 3 exons. The record is from RefSeq and is a predicted model, not a curated record. Lineage: Eukaryota; Viridiplantae; Streptophyta; Magnoliopsida; Brassicales; Brassicaceae. Bases 195 to 659 code for a protein of 154 amino acids.